Messenger RNA from Aspergillus clavatus NRRL 1, 1182 nucleotides. RefSeq lists its product as uncharacterized. The record is from RefSeq and is a predicted model, not a curated record. Bases 1 to 1182 code for a protein of 393 amino acids. The transcript has a single exon. NCBI's taxonomy places the organism in Eukaryota, Fungi, Ascomycota, Eurotiomycetes, Eurotiales, Aspergillaceae.
AUGCCAGACUUCUUCCUCGACUCGCCUGUCCCUCCCAAGCUUGAUCUGGCUGCCGCUCCUUCUCAGUUGUUCCAAGUGCCUCAAACACCCUCGGCUUCGUCUUCACUCUAUCGUUCCAUCUCCCUUCCCAGCCGCAAGCGAUCUCGCUUUGACUCGGCUGAGAAAAGAUCUCGUUAUGACUCUCCGGUGGACCUCGCCAGUCCUGAUUCGCUAGUCAACACUGAUUAUCAUCUGGCUGGCGGAGGGCAGUACUAUCAUCACCAACAACCGUUUUACCAUCAGCAAUUUGCCCGCGGGCCUUUGCUCGUGCGCCGGGAGAAUCCCGCGGAGCUGGACUACCGUCCCAGUCGCUACCGAGACCACCCACUGCCCCCUUCACUCGAUGUCAGUGUCGAAUCAUUGGACCCCAGUGAGGCUAGUGGCACCAGCCGCAAACGCACUCGUCGAGACUCGGUCUUUGCCGCUGAGCCCACUCGUAUUCCCGCUAAUGACAAGAACAAUGACUCCUUGCAACCCGAACUCGUAAGCUGGAGCCGGGCAGUCUUCAACGUGGUGGGGAAGGUUUGGGACUUCUGUUGGUCUGGUGCUUUUCGAGGUUUCUAUGCCGGAGGUGGCCGUGGAUACAGCAUGACAGCUGAGGCUUCUUCAUCAUCCUUCAUGGAUGAAAGCGCCUCCUCAUGGCAGCCACCGGCAUCGACGGAGAAGGAAGGUUACUUCGCAUCGCCUGGCACGACCCAUCAACGGGAUUCAUCUACUCCGGUUCCCGGCCGGUUCCCGGACGACGAAAUCCAACACAACUGGGUUAUGGUCCAGGAAGACGCUCCAGAUGGGUUCUCCCAGCUAGGUAGCCCAUCCUUUUCCCCGGCGCGACGGGCAAACCGCCGACACGGACUUGUCCCGUCGCACACUCGUCGCAAAUCGGGUGUGGCAAUGCCUCGGUUGGGGAAAAAGGCGAUGCCAUCAGUUCCGACUAAAUCACAAUUCUCGUCCCCUGCGAAGCCGCACGAGAGUCCCGUGUCUGUUGAAACCCAGCGCUACGUGGCUCAGUUGCGCCGCAAGGAGCGCGAAGAGGAUGCCAGUCUGCGACGACUCAAUCGGCAGCUCCAGGCAAUGAUCAAGGAGGGAAAACAAGCUUUGGGAACUCGGAUCGAGGUAGACGACCUCGAUAUGGACGACGAUUGA